AUGGUCCAUGAAAUUCUGGACCAUGAUAGCCCAAUACUUGCCGUCGCAACCUUCACUCACGAGAAGUACGCCGAUGGGAGCGAGGUGCCCGUCUGUCUCACGCAAGCGGACACGUUCUGGUCAGCGCUGUUCUUCAUCCUCAUAAUCGCGGUCUUCUUCAUAGUCCCGCUUGGAGUGCUGCUCAUCCUGUACAGCGUGAUAGCCAAGAACCUUAUGGAGAACCCUGUAAUAAUAGCGCAGCACAAUAAGAACUCAAACAACGGCGGCAACGUACUACGCUACAGGAAACAAGUCAUACUGAUGCUCGGCACCGUUGUCCUGUCGUUUUUUGUAUGCCUAUUGCCAUUCAAGGCCCUCACACUGUGGAUCAUUGUAUUCCCGCCAGAGACAAUAAUGUCCUUAGGUAUAGACGGUUACUACAUUCUUUUAUAUUUUUGUAGGGUUAUGCUGUAUUUGAAUUCGGCCAUCAAUCCCAUAUUGUAUAAUCUGAUGUCAUCGAAGUUUAGGGACGGCUUUGUGAAAUUGUUAAAGAUCAACAAACUCAUGAGGUGCGGUAGGAAUUUAAGGGAGAAUAUGCAGAGAAGGGAUACAUUCAAUACGACAACGUCUACUGGUUUUUCGAGCAGUCAGAACACGUCCGACUCGUUUUGGAGGAGAUACAGUAACAGGACAUCAUCGCAGAGGAACUUCCUGAACAGGAACAGUACCAAAGUCAAAGAUGUAAAAGAGAUAUUCGACACGAAAGUUCAGCAGGUCAAAGUCGGCGAAAUAAUUAACGUCGAGAACACUAGGCGAAAUAGCAUGAAAAUGAUAGCAGCUUUGAACGAACUGAACGAUAACUUGGGAGAGAUUAUCAAAUUCGAAGAUCAGAAACGCGAUAGUGUCAAGUUCAAACCAGUUAACGGUAUUGUUGAUAAAGUAAGAGUAGAAGUCCACGAGGAACAACCGAGUGAGAUGUCAAACGACGUCUCAGUUGCGAACGCUAUUGUUAACAAUAAACAAAUACAAAUAUUGAACCUAGAUGUUAAGACCAAUGUUCUGCAUUCUGUUACGUUAGACGUAAGGGAGACAGGAGAGGGGAAAAACAGGUUUGUAUGCGUGCCGUCUCAGGACAAAGAGAGUAAAAAUAUAUUUGUAUACGACUUUAAGAGUAAUGAGAGUUUUGUG
Iphiclides podalirius (scarce swallowtail) is the source of this 1167-nucleotide messenger RNA. NCBI's taxonomy places the organism in Eukaryota, Metazoa, Arthropoda, Insecta, Lepidoptera, Papilionidae. The record is from the annotation of a GenBank genome assembly.